ACUAAGCAUACUUCUAUUUUUUACCUUUAAAUACAAUGGCAUGAUUCGUUACUAUGGUAAUGUAAUCACAACAAAUAACAUACUGAAAACCAGUUCAUUGAGAUGGAGUUAAAAUAUUUGCAGACAAUUCUUGAAGCUCAAGAAAAAGAUUAUAAAAUUGUUUCUCUUUCGUGGGCGCCUAACAAUCAAAAACUUGCAGUUGCUACUUGUGAUAGGCAGGUUUUACUAUUUGAUGAAGAAGGUAAAAAACGAGACAAGUUUUCCACGAAACCAUAUGAUCCAGAGGCCGGCAAGAAAUCCUAUGUAAUUACAGGAAUUGCCUUUAGUCCAGAUUCAACUAAAAUUGCAGUGGCUCAAAGUGAUUGUAUUGUUUAUGUUUAUAAAAUAGGAGAGAAAUGGGGCGAUAAAAAGGCGAUCUGUAAUAAAUUCCCGCAGCCUUCGCCAGUCACUUGCUUGGUUUGGCUGCUUUCUGGUCCAAUAAUAUGUGGACUACAAGAUGGUAAAGUGAGGGCCCUUCAAAUUAAAUCAAAUAAAUCUCAGAGCCUAUUUGCAUCUGACAGCCUUGUAGUUUCGUUGGCUUCCAAUCCAAAAGGAACAGGAUUUUUGUCCGGCCACAUCGACGGCAACAUCAUUCGCUUUUUCGUGAUCCACGAUUCGAACAGCGACGAAGAGACCCAAGGCAGGGCGGCCUUGCACUCAGUGCCGCCCUUUGCCUUAGCAUGGCCCCAGGGGCACAUUUUUGCGGCCGGCUGCGACAAGCGCGUCUGUGUCUACGGUCCCACCGGAAAGACGAUUAAAACGUUCGACUACAGCAAGGACAACGAGGAGCAUGAUUUCGUGGGGGCCGUGUGCAGUCCCAGCGGUCAAGCUGUCACGAUUGGUAGCUUCGAUCGUCUCAGGACUUACCUGUGGAAUACGAGGAAAUCUGUCUGGGAAGAGAGCGCGCCGAAGAUCAUUAAGAACUUCUAUACCGUGACCGCUCUGGCUUGGAAAAGGGACGGCUCCAAAGUGACUUGUGGAGGAUUGUGUGGCGUCGUUAUGAUGUUUGAAUCAGUGCUAAGGCGUACGGUAUGGAAAGAUAAAUUUGAAAUAACUUACGUGGGACCUAGUCAAGUUCUAGUCAAACCUUUGGACACCAACGAAAGAGGCGUCAUUUUACGGUCUCAGCAUGGUGGUGAAAUCGACGAUGUCAAGAUUAUGGGUAGAGAUGGUUACUUGGUGGCUAAAACCAUGGAGACUCUCUUAGUGGCCGACUUACAGAGGAAUUUACUUAGUGAGGUACCUUGGAAUAACCCAGAACGAAACGAAAAAUUCUAUUUCGAAAAUCCCAACGUUUGUUUAGUGUUCAACGCAGGAGAGCUAACUCUGAUAGAAUACGGUGCCAACGAGGUUCUUUGUUCUGUCAGAACGGAAUUUGCAAACCCUCAUUUGAUGAGCGUUAGGUUAAACGAAAGAAACCAGUCCGGCGAUAAUAAAAAACUGGCAUAUCUGCUGGAUUUGAAGACUAUAUUAGUUAUGGAUUUGAUAAUUGGAGUGAACAUGUGUCAGAUAAGUCACGAUUCUAAAAUAGAUUGGCUGGAACUCAACGAAACCGCAGAGAAGCUGCUAUUCAGAGAUAAAAAACAGAGACUUCUAUUGGUGGAUAUAGCAACGCAAUUCAAACAAACGAUUUAUACCGAUGUGACCUUUGUCCUAUGGGUGGAAGGCAGUGACGUGGCAGUCGCUCAGUCGGGAUCAAAUUUGGCGAUAUGGUAUAACAUUGAACUGCCAGAAAGCCCUACAAUUAUGACAGUACGUGGGGAGGUUACUGACGUAAUCAGGAACAAUGGGAAGACGGAAGCGAUUUGUUUAGACGGAAAUCAUACUUUUAACGUGGAAUUGGAUGAAGGUUUGGUAGAGUUUGGUACUGCGGUGAACGACAACGACUAUAGUAGGGCAAUUCUGUUUCUGGAGAGCAUGGGAAGAUCAUCAGAAGCCGAUGCAAUGUGGCACACAUUGUUAGUCAUUGCGAUGAAACAGCACAAUCUCUUAUUGGCAGAACGUUGUUUUUCGGCUUUAGGUGACGUAUCCUCUGCACAUUUUCUACAAGAAACAACCCAUAUUGGACGCGAACUAUCCCAACACAACGAAAAUCCUAACAAUUCUCCAAAAAUUUGGGCGAGAUUGUCUAUAUUAUACGGUGAUCUCAAUACUGCCGAAAAUAUUUACUUGGAACAAGGGGAUAUUGAUGGUGCUUUGAAUAUGUAUAAGAAUUUACAUAAAUGGGAUGAUGCUUUAAGACUUGCUGAACAAAGAGGCUACGAUCGACUUGACGAUUUAAAACAAGAACACAUGUCAGUUUUGAUGCAGUCAGGUCAAUAUGAAAAAGUGGGUCAGGUUCUAGAAAAAGAUGGGAAAUGUGAAGAAGCCUUGAAUAUGUAUUUAAAAUCGAAUAGACUCUUGCGAAUUCCACAGCUGCUAACUCAAAAUCCUCAGUUGUUAGAUGAUCAUACGCUUAUAGCAGGAGUUUUGAAAAAUCUACUUAAGCAAGAGCUGUUUGAAGCUGCCGCUGACAUCUAUGAGAAAUUAGACAAAUAUGAUCUUGCCAUGGAAUGCUAUAGAAAAGGAAAAGUUUGGAGUAAAGCGGUGGAACUAGCCCGAAAAGUAAGCCCUGAUCAAGUUGUCCAAUUAGAGGAGGAGUGGGGUGACAGUUUAGUUGAAAAUAAGCAAAUGGAUGCUGCCAUUAAUCACUACAUAGAAGCAGGCAGUACUAUUAAAGCACUGGAUGCAGCUGUAGCUGCCAAACAAUUCAAGAAAGCUGUUCACAUUAUCAAAGUGAUAGAUGAUGCAGACACAGUUAAAAAGUACUAUGAGCUAAUAGCUGGAUAUUUUGCAAGUGUUAAGGAUUAUUCAACUGCAGAAAAACUAUAUUCAGCAAGUGGAAUGUACAAAGAGGCUGUGGAUAUGUACAAUGAGGUGGGGCAAUGGGAAAAAGCUCAUUCCAUAGCUUUAAAGUACUUGGAACAAGAUGAAGUAUCUGACAUGUAUAUUUCGAGAGCCGAACAAUUAGAGGAAGCUGGCAAAUUUAGGGAUGCUGAAAAAUUGUAUCUUUCGGUAAACUCUCCAGAUUUGGCAAUAGCUAUGUAUAAAAGAAUUGAACAAUAUGAUAACAUGAUAAGGCUAGUGGAAAAAUAUCAUCCUAAUUUACUACAAACGACACAUUUACAUUUAGGACAACAGCUCGAAAGCCAAGGAAAACACAGGGCUGCUGAAAUACAUUUUCUAGCUUGUGGGGAGUGGAAGGCGGCUAUGAAUAUGUACAGGACUUUAGGCAUGUGGGAGGAAGCUUAUAGGGUUGCCAAACAAAAUGGAGGACCUACAGCAGCCAACCAAGUAGCAUUCCUUUGGGCCAGAACAUUACCUAUCGAUUCUGCUAUAAAACUAUUAAACAAAUAUGGAAUAUUGGAAUCGUGCAUUAACUAUGCAUGUGAAACAUAUCAAUUUGAUUUUGCUUUUCAAUUAUGUAAGGAACUACCAACUAAAGUUCCUGAAGUUCAUUACAAAUAUGCGAUGGCUUUGGAAGAUGAUGGAAAAUUCUCCGAAGCUGAAGCAGAAUUUGUGCUCGCUGAUAAACCGAAAGAAGCUGUAUUAAUGUAUGUUCACGCGCAGAACUGGAUAGCAGCUCUGCGCGUAGCGGAAACCCACGAACCUGCCACUGUUCCUGAGGUUUUACAGGCUCAAGCCUCUCAGUGUUUCAAGGAUAAGCAGUUUAACGAAUUUGAAGUGCUGUUGCUUAGAGCACAAAUGCCAGAAUUGAUUGUACAAAAAUAUAAGGCAGCAGAAAUGUGGAUAGAUGCACUCAGAGUGUGUAAGGACUAUUUGCCACACCUAUAUCCGACGUUACAAUCUGAAUAUAGCAGCUGUCACCACAACAAAACAACAGACGUUAAUAUAGAAACGCUGCUCUCAAAAGCCAACGAAUGGGCAUUGGCUGGUCAGCACAAACAAGCCAUCGAAUGCCUGUUGCAAGUGAAUACUUCGAUCACAGAACCUUCUAUAGUUAAAAGAGCCCUACUGAGAGCAGCCGAUAUGGUAAAUAAGUUCUUGUUUGGUCAAGAAGCCAUGGAUAUAAUUAAAAUUUUAUCGCCAAGGUUAAUUGAAAUGGGCGAACACGCAGUAGCUGCCCAACUCUAUAUCAGCAUGGAGCUAAUGAAGGAAGCAAUUGACGCUUUCAUUACGGCGGAAGAUUGGGAGAAAGCAAGAAAAGUUGCUAAAGAACUAGAGCCAGCUUAUGAGAGUUACGUAGAAAGCAAAUACAAAGACAGGUUGUUGAAGAAAGGAGAUGUGGAACAAUUGGCUGACGUUGAUAUAAUCGGUGCGUUGGAUCUGUUGGCUGAGCAGGGACAGUGGGUACGGUGCAUCGAAAAAGCUAAAGCUCAUAACACAGUGCCCAUUUUACAUAAAUAUGUCGCUCUAUAUGCCGCCAAAUUGCUCAAGGAUGGUUUUGUGGUUGAAGCAUUAAAUUUGUAUUCGACUCACGGAGCUCCGGCCAUGCCACAGAAUUUUAAUAUUUACAAUCACAUCGCUACUGAGCUAUUUGGAGCGCCAGACUUAUCUGAUCCGGAUUCGUACGGCGUUUGGGAGCAACUCAGACGAAUGUUGUUAGAAAUUAAUGAAGGUUUAGAUAUCGCUCCAAAUAUUUCCGUGGAGACCAAGAUGCACUUUAAGAAUUUAUUGCUGAUAGCCCAUUUCUAUGCAUUGAGAUGUGCCUGCAAACAAACUACCUCUCUAAAAGCUAUCGGCGUAAAAAUAAGCACAGCGUUAUUGAGAUAUACCGAUAUAAUACCGGCGGACAAAGCUUUUUAUGAAGCAGGUAAAGACCUAAGAGACGAAGGCCGAUUAUCUGAGGCUUUUGUAUUCUUAAAUCAUUAUUUGGAUUUAUGCGAAGCUAUAGAGGAAGGCGAAGGGCAACUUGUAGAUCACUCCGAUCUAGUUCAGACCGAUUUUCCUUCUAACAUCCCUAUACCUUCGCGGCUUUAUUUAGCGGACGAUUCUAAAGAACAUGACAACAUUCGAGAAUGGGUAUUGGCAGUGAGCAUGGAUCAAAAAGUUGAACAGGUACUGCCUAUCGACGAACGUCAAUUGUACGAGAGUUCUCUACAACCUGGAGAAUUACCUUGCUUAGUCACUGGCUAUCCAAUUAAAAAACAACCAGUAUCAUUUUCAAAAUCUAACUUCCAAGCUAGUAAAGAUGCUUGGGCAAAACUUAACAUGGGAGCAAAAUUAGCUCCAGAUUCAAAUAUACCUAGUGUAAUAACAUUUAUAAAUAAAUGGUGUGGCACAAUUAUUAAUUAAAUAUCUGCAUUGAAAUAACUUUAUAUACUUAGAUUUCUAGUGCAAAAUUAUCAAAUAAAAUCUCUUAAGAAUA
Sitophilus oryzae (rice weevil) is the source of this 5407-nucleotide messenger RNA. It is a transcript of the gene Oseg2, whose product is annotated as intraflagellar transport protein 172 homolog. Lineage: Eukaryota; Metazoa; Arthropoda; Insecta; Coleoptera; Curculionidae. Bases 103 to 5334 code for a protein of 1743 amino acids. Gene Ontology annotation, molecular function: protein binding. Gene Ontology annotation, cellular component: intraciliary transport particle B; axoneme; ciliary basal body. The transcript is spliced from 23 exons. Gene Ontology annotation, biological process: intraciliary transport. The record is from RefSeq and is a predicted model, not a curated record.